Molecule: messenger RNA, 3141 nt
Organism: Daktulosphaira vitifoliae (grape phylloxera)
Lineage: Eukaryota; Metazoa; Arthropoda; Insecta; Hemiptera; Phylloxeridae
Exons: 16
Coding region: 139-3027 (962 amino acids)
Source: RefSeq, a predicted model, not a curated record
UAGGUAAUAUCAUCUGAGUGCAUUACAUAACCAUACGUAAUUUUUUUUGAAGUUUUUUUAUGUUAUGUCACUAACCAUGAUUAUUUUAUUUUUUAAUUAACAGAAUUAACAUUUUUACUGACGUUUAAUUAACAAACAAUGGAUACUAGAAUUGUAUGGUUUGUAAAAUGUAUAAACAAUGUGUUUCAAAUUGGUACAGAAAUAUUUACGAUGAAUUUAUUUGAAGAAGAAUUAUGUAAAAAUGAAAGUAUUCUAAAAAAUCAAUUGAUUCAAUUUUUGGAAUCACCUAAUAACGAAGAAAAUAACUUUAAAAAUAUAAUGUAUGUUUAUACUUCAGUAGUAGAAAAAGUUAUUUAUGAAGAAAUUGAAGUUGAAGAAGAGUUAUCAGAAUUUGAAGUACAGUCAAUGAAAGAAUUUGGUGUAAAACAAGUAAAAAAAAAACACGAUAAAAAGAAAAAGAAAAAGCAUGCUCAAAUUGUAGAUACGACUAUAACUGGUGAUUCAGUAUCUGAUUCUGAUAAAGAUUCAGAUGGAAAAUCUAAGGAUGGUUACUCUAGUCCAGAUACAGCUAUACAAAUGGCAGACGGCAAUGGUACAGGAAAACAUUCUCAAAAACAUUAUAAGAAAGUUAAAGUUUUACAAGAAAAACCAAUAACUAUUCCAGAAAUUCAUAUCUAUUUUGGUUCAGCACCUAUUGGACUAAAAUCAAAUGUUCAUUAUUUAUACUUCAUAAAAAAUACUGCUUCCCCUAUACCAGUCUAUGACAUACAAGAAGAAGCAAAUUAUUACAUGCCAAGUAAAUUUUUAAUUGGUAAUCGUUGUGGAUGUUUAAUAAAAUCAAUGAUAAAAGAAAUUGAAAACAUAUGGGUUCCUGCAGUAGACAUAUUAUUCAUUGAUCCUUUUUCAUAUGACUGUGCAACUACUCGAACAGACCAAUGUUCGUUUAUAACUUUAAUUUCAAAUUGUGUUCUGUCGACAUUUGUGCGAAUUUCUCAAGAAAUGAAAUCACAAAACAAUUAUGAAAUGUUCGUUAAAGAUCGUUCUGCUGAUUUCAAAAAGCGGCCUAUAAGUGUCAAUAUAGAGAAAAUAAUAGCAUUCAACGAACUUUUUUUGUUACAGCCUCCAACUUAUAAUAAAAAAAAAUUUGAGCCAUUAAAGCAUCAUUUUUUAUUAGAGUUAAGAUCGCUAUUGCAAAAAACUAAAAGGUCAUUAUGCUAUUUGCUUAAAAAACAAUCAACUAGUGUAAUUAAUCAUUUUGAUGCUUUAAUAAGAGAUAACAUAGAAGAAAUAAGUAUUACAAUAGAAAAAACACCUGCAAUGGUUCUGCAAUGCGUUAAUGUUUUAGAAGUAUGGAAUAACAAGAUGAAAAAUCUUCUAUCUAAUAUAAUUGAGAUUCGAGAACGUGUUACUAUUUAUGACGAAUUCGAAUUUUGGAAAAGUUGCGAUGAAGAGGUUCGUUGGAUAUUAGAUGAGUUAGAGUCAAAUGAUACAAAAUUAUUUUUAAAAGUUAUUGAGAAAUCUUCGAAUAAUGUUGAAACCUUAAAAAAAACAUGGGAAAAUUUUAAAGUAGGAAAACUACAAUUCAUGCAUUCUUGCAGUUUAGCCAAAGAUAACUUUAAAUACAUAUCUCUUAUCGUCGAAAACUGUAUGGAUUUGUCUACGGCAGAUUUAACAACUAUAAUAAAAAUAAUUCCAAUUUGGUUUGAAAAUUUAAGAUCCAUUUGGUUACUAUCCCCAUACUUUGGAAAAGAUGUUCACAUGUUAAGAUUACUUAUCCAAAUAGCUAAUAGUCUCUGCGAAAUAGUUAGACAAAAGUUAGGAGACUUGAAAUCAAUUUUUAAGAAUAAAGAUAUUUGUGAGAUAUCAAAAAUGUCAUUGUCUGCCAGUAAAAUGAUUGAUGUUUGGUAUAAAAGUUAUUUAGAAUGUAGAAAAUCUAUUGAAUCAUCAGGUUUUAAUCGUUGGGAGUUCGAUAAAUGUAAAUUAUUUAAUAAAACAAAUUAUGUUAAACGAAUUACAAAUGAUAUAUAUAAAAUUGUAGAAAAAAUAAGUCAGUUCUUAAUAAUUUUGGGACCAGAAUUGAGAUCUGCUAUUAAAGAUAUGAUUAGUUUAGAUGUCAUGAUAAGUAGAGUAAAUUAUUUAUACAAAGUGUUUGAUGGGAUUGACUUUGACUUAUUUUGCGAAGAUAAUGUUGAAAAUUGGAAUUUAUUUAUUAAAGAAUUUAACAUAGAAGUAAUUAAAGUAGAAGAUGAAUGUAAAUUAUUUAUCGAUGACAGUUUCAAUAAUUUGAGAUCAUGCAAAGAGGCAUUCAUAACUUUAGAACUUCUUCAAAAAUUGUCUACUAGCCAAGUUUUUAAAAAUCAAUUCGAAUCUAAGUAUGGCGCUUUAAUUCAACAAUAUGAAAAUGAAUUAAUAACCGUAGAAACAUGGUUUUUGACUCAAAAACAAGCACCUCCUGUCUCUCGACAUCAUCCUCCAGUUUCAGGAUCUAUAUUUUGGGCUCGUACGUUGGUUGACAAAAUAAAAGAGCCAAUAAGUAUUAUUAAUUUAUCUAGUAAAUUUAAUCUACACGAAAAAAACAAAAUACAAGAAAUAUAUUCAGGUAUUGUUAACCAAAUAAAGUUUUAUGAAAAGUCUAAAGUCACUACUUGGAUCAACGAAGCAAAACUUUUAACUACUCUUCAAAUGAGUAGUUAUAUACUAACAUAUUCAAGUUUGUUAAAUAGUAAAGAUGAAGUUUUAAAGAUAGAAGACUUUAUUAAUUGGUCUGCUUGGUUGAAAUAUGUUGGAGAUAAAAAUCACAUUUUAUUGGAUAAACAAAUGGCUUUUAAAACCAAUUUUAACGAAAAAAUGUAUAUUCUAAUAAAAGAAGCAGAAAUGAUGGAACUUUUAGGAGUUAGUCUUCCGAAAGAUCUACAAUUAGUAAUUUCACAUAAAAAUUAUUUAUUAAGUUCUGUUAAAAAAGUGAACGACAUGGUAGUAAUGUACAAUGGUAUUUUAACUUCAAUGACGUUCAAUAUUAAAACAUAAACUGAAGAUUAUUGAAAAUUAUUUUUUCACUGGUCUCUCGCGUUAUAAAUGGUUUUCAAUGAGUAUAGACUCAUAUACUCGUGAUGGUAUUAUUUUGAUUAAUAAGUUAAAAAA